AAAAAAAGAAAAUUCAAAAUAAGUCCCUGCCUGUGCCUGCGCCACUUCGAUAACUCGUCUCCGCAACAAAAAUGGCUAUGGCUGCGGCUGCGGCGGCGGCGGCUGCUAUGCCCCGCUGCCAUCCUUAUCUCCCCUCUGUCGGAUUCAAUUCAUCUCUCACCAGGUCGAGGUUUGGUGUUUCCAUCCAAUGCUCCGAUUCUAGUCGGGGAUUUGGCCCCAAAUCAAAAAAUCCCGACACCAAAAAAAUGAAGUCUUCCCCUAAGCAGAAAUCUUCCACCUCACCCAACCAGGCCCCUGGUUUGAGCUCUCCUAAAACCAACUACACUUCUUCUGAUGAUCUUGACUUCGAGCAGCGUCUCCAGGCUAUUAAAAAGUCCGCCAUUGAGCAGAAAAAAGCAGAAGAGACGAAAGUAAUAGGGGCAAUUGAUUACGAUGCUCCAACUGAGAACAAUAGUAGCACAAUUGGACUGGGAACUAAGAUUGGAGUUGGAGUUGCAGUUGUUACAUUUGGCUUGGUGUUUGCCCUUGGAGACUUUCUUCCUUCUGGAAGUGUUAGCCCUACCGAAGAGGCUGCCACAGUUAAUAAAAUUCCUGAAGAAGAGAGAGCAUUCCUUGAGAAGAGGCUGAAGGAAUUCGAAGAAACACUUGCCACUUCACCUGAAGAUUCGACUGCUCUUGAAGGAGCUGCAGUGACCUUAGCAGAAAUGCGGGAAUAUAAACGAGCUGCAACAUUGCUUGAAAAAUUGACAGAGAAGAAACAAAAGGAUCCUGAUGCUUUCCGUUUGCUCGGUGAAGUCAAAUAUGAGCUAAAAGAUUAUGAAGGAAGUGUUCUUGCUUAUAGGAGUGCUGAAAGGGCAUCUACGAGUGUUGACUUUGAAAUCCUUCGAGGUCUUACGAAUUCGUUGCUGUCUGCCAAAAAACCCGAUGAGGCUGUUAAAACGCUCCUGGCAGCUCGUGACAGGUUGAAUAAAGAAAAACCUAGUGGUGGAAAUGUGGAUCCCAUUCAAGUGGAGUUGCUUCUUGGUAAAGCCUACGUGGAUUGGGGCCACAUAAGCGACGCAGUAGCUGUUUAUGAUCAACUUAUAUCCAGCCACCCUGAUGAUUUCAGGGGCUACUUAGCCAAGGGCAUUAUGAUGAAAGAGAGUGGAAGUAUAGGUGAUGCUGAGAGAAUGUUUAUACAGGCACGUUUCUUUGCACCAGAUAAAGCCAAGGCCCUCGUAGACAAAUAUUCACGCUAGCUAGCUGAUGAAAUCAAAAGCAAGAAAGAGUUGAAGAAUUCUUUAUAUCAUCACCAUUGCUACUUUUACUAACUCUUCAGUUUGGUGUCCCAAAAAGAAAUGGCAGAGAGAUAUAUGGGUUUAUGAAAUCAAAUUUCAUGAUUAUGAUAAUGAUAAUAAUGUGUGUUCAGCACAUUACUUAUCA
Molecule: messenger RNA, 1422 nt
Organism: Salvia miltiorrhiza (redroot sage)
Lineage: Eukaryota; Viridiplantae; Streptophyta; Magnoliopsida; Lamiales; Lamiaceae
Exons: 13
Coding region: 72-1238 (388 amino acids)
Molecular function (GO): protein binding
Source: RefSeq, a predicted model, not a curated record